AUGACGACCCGUGAUUCCACCUCCUCGGACAGUGAUGUCCAUCACCACCACCACCAUCACCACUCCAGAUCAAUCCCUGGUGAGAUUCCGAUACCCCACGGCCCCCCUGGCGACCAUGACAGCGACGACUACUUCGUUGCCGGUGUAACCCCCGAUGAACGCCGAAUCUUCAGCCAUGUCACUCGCCCUGACGAUUCCUACACCCCUGACGGCAUCUACUGGGCCGAUCUGCCAUGGGCCAAGCGUGUCGGCUUCGUCUCCAAGGUCGACCGCGAGGCCGCCGCUGAGGAGAUCAGGACCAUCGGCUCCAUGGUGAAGAAGGAUCCCCUCUCGCCCCUCUCCUGGUAUUUUCGCCAUGCCGUCAUUCCCGGCGCCGGCCUUGGUCUCGAGGGCUAUGUCCUCUUCUCCAUCGGCAACCUCGAACCGCUCUUCAAGCAGGUCUGGCCCGAGUGCUGGGACACGAACGAGGUCUGCAGCCAGAACUGGAUCGCCAGCGUGACCUAUCUCGAGAUCAUCGGCAUCAUGGUUGGCCAGCUGUUCGUUGGCGUCAUCGGCGACUGGGUCGGCCGUCGCUGGGGUCUCAUCCAAGACGCCGUCAUCAUGUUGAUUGGCCUCCUGAUGCUUACCGCCAGCUGGGGUCUAACCAUGGAAGGUUGGGUCAUCUGCUACGCGUGGUCCCUCUUCUUUUACAGUCUCGGCGUCGGUGGCGAGUACCCCAUCACCGCCACGUCAUCCCUCGAGAGCGCCGUCACCGCCGGCAGGCUGUCCACCAAGGAGGACCGCCUGCACCGUGGCCGCCGCGUCACCACCGCCUUCCUCAUGCAAGGCUGGGGCCAGUUUGUGAACCAGGUUCUUCUCAUCGUUCUCCUCGUCAUCUUCAACGGCGGCAGCGGCUCGCCCCCCUACAGCAGCUCGGCGGCGCAGUACGCCUUUCGCCUCUCCUUUGCCUUCCCCGCCAUCGGCACCGCAUGGCUUGCCUACUACAGAACCUGGAGGAUGCCCCAGGCCUCGAAGCAGCUUUCCGAGGCGAAGAGCAAAUCCAACGUGACCGGCUACGACCUUACCGCCCUCCGCUACUGCUUCACCCACUUUGGCGGUCGUCUCAUCGCCACGGCCGGCACCUGGUUCUGCAACGACGUCUUCUUCUACGGCAACAAGCUCUUCCAGGGCCAGUUCAUCAAGGUCAUCUCGAGCAACCCUCACUCUCUCAUGACCACCUGGACCUGGAACCUUGUCAACAUCACCGUUUCCCUCGCCGGGUACUAUCUCGCCUCGCUCCUCAUCGACAACAAGCUGUACGGCCGCAAGAUGAUGCAGCAGGUUGGCUUCUUCAUGUGCUUCCUGAUGUUUGUCAUCCCGGCCUUCAACUAUGAAUACUAUACGAGCCCCGCCGGAAUCCAUGCCUUCCAGGCCAUGUACUUCAUCUCCUCCUUCUUCAACCAGUUCGGACCCAACUCGGUCACCUUCCUCAUCGCCGGUGAAGUUUUCCCCACGCCCAUCCGCGCCACCGCUCAUGGCUUCUCUGCCUGCCUGGGCAAGGCCGGCGCCCUGCUCGCCUCUGUGCUCUACAACUACAUCGACAACCAGACCAAGUUUUACGUUGUCCCCUGGUUCGGCCUCGCCGGCAUGCUCCUCACCUGGCUCUUCCUCCCCGACACCACCGGCCUCGACCUCAAGGAGCAGGAGCGUCGCUGGAAUUACAUUCGUCAGGGCAAAACCGACGAGUAUCACGGCGUUGCUGUCAACCCUGCCCACCUGAGCGUGUGGGAACGUAUGUGCGGCAUUGGCAAGACGUACGACCCGGAGCUGGACUGGAAAGCCAAGAUUGAGGACAUGCGUGCCGAGUGGGAAAAUGUGCAGGCUGCGCGCGGCCCGAAGGAGACGGAGGGUGAGGACCACGGCAUGCCCGACGAUGGUGAGUUUUCGCAGGAUAUUCACAACUACUUCAAGCGGUCAAGCCCUCAGAAAAUGCGCUCCGACGGCGUGUUGAGUGAGAAGAUUGCCGUGGACGAGAUCGUGAGUUCCAAGUAA
Molecule: messenger RNA, 2031 nt
Organism: Drechmeria coniospora
Lineage: Eukaryota; Fungi; Ascomycota; Sordariomycetes; Hypocreales; Ophiocordycipitaceae
Product: putative MFS transporter
Exons: 3
Coding region: 1-2031 (676 amino acids)
Biological process (GO): transmembrane transport
Cellular component (GO): membrane
Molecular function (GO): transmembrane transporter activity
Source: RefSeq, a predicted model, not a curated record